Lolium rigidum is the source of this 1578-nucleotide messenger RNA. Its product is annotated as cyanidin 3-O-rutinoside 5-O-glucosyltransferase-like. The record is from RefSeq and is a predicted model, not a curated record. Lineage: Eukaryota; Viridiplantae; Streptophyta; Magnoliopsida; Poales; Poaceae. The transcript has a single exon. The coding region runs from base 1 to 1386 and encodes 461 amino acids. Gene Ontology annotation, molecular function: UDP-glycosyltransferase activity.
AUGGAGAGAACCUCAUCGGCCACACCGCACUUCCUGUUCGUCACCACCCCGAUGCAGGGCCACAUCAACCCGGCGCGCCGCCUCGCCACCCGCGUGCUGUCCUCCAUGCCGACCGCGCGCGUCACCUUCUCGACCGCAGUCGCAGGCCACCGCCUCAUGUUCCCAUCCCUGCCCGCACCCGAUGCGGAGACCGUCGACGACGCCGGCGUGCUCUACGUGCCCUACUCCGACGGCUACGACGAGGGCUUCGAUCCCGUGGUUCAUGGCACAGGCACCUACAAGGAGCGGUCACGCACGGUUGGGCGCGAGACGCUCUCCGCCGUCGUCGCCGGCCUCGCCGCCCGCGGCCGCCCGGUCACGUGCAUGGUCUACGCCUUCCUCGUGCCGUGGGCGGCCAGCGUCGCGAGCGCGCACGGGGUCCCCGCCGCGCUCUACUGGAUCCAGCCCGCCGCCGUCUUCGCCGUCUACUACCGCUACUUCCACGGCCACGACAAGCUCAUCGCCUCCUCCUUCGCGACCGACACCGCGGCACCCGUCGUCGAGCUGCCGGGGCUGCCGCCGCUCAAGUCAAGCGACCUGCCGUCGGUAGUGUCCAUCACCUCGCCGGACCACCCGCACUACCUGAUGCUCGACAUGAUGCGCGACCUCUUCUCCGCGCUCGACGAGCACAAACCCAACAAGGUGCUCGUCAACACGUUCGACGCGCUGGAGCCCGACGAGCUCCACGCAAUCCCUCAGUUCGAGCUCGUCGCCGUUGGUCCCGUGGUGCCGGACGAGGCGUCUACGGGAAGCACAGACCUAUUCCGCCGCGAUGACGCGACGGCGUACAUGGAGUGGCUGGACACCAAGCCGGCGCGGUCCGUGGUGUACGUCUCCUUCGGGACCGUCUUCCCGAUGAGCAAGCGGCAGGAGGAGGAGAUGCGGCGUGGCCUGGAGGCCACCGGCCGGCCGUACCUGUGGGUGGGGCGCAAGGGCGACGGCGGAGAGCAGCACGUGAACGGGGUGGUGGUGGAGUGGUGCGACCAGGUGAAGGUGCUGUCGCACCCGGCGGUGGGCUGCUUCAUCACGCACUGCGGGUGGAACUCCACGCUGGAGAGCGUCACGCGCGGCGUGCCCAUGGUGGCCGUGCCGCAGUGGACGGACCAGCCGACGGUGGCGUGGCUGGCGGAGGCGCGCAUGGGCGUCGCGGUGCGCGCCAAGGUGGACGGCGAGGGCGUCGCCGCGGGAGGCGAGCUGCAGCGGUGCGUGGACACGGUCAUGGGCGACGGAGAGGCCGCGUCGGGGAUCCGGGCUGAGGCGGACCUAUGGAUGGCGCGUGCGAACGAGGCGAUCGCCGGCGGCGGGGCGUCGGAGAGGAACCUCCGGGCGUUCGCGUCCGAGCUCUAGCCUGAUGUGACGUGAACGUCGCAUGCGGAGAGCCGAUGAGGUUCGUGCGCGUGACGUCAGCCGUGUCUGCUUCAAUCUGUUUCACAAUUGCGGCGUCAUGAUCGAUGGCACCUCUAUGUUUUACAUGUUUGUUUAGGGAAGCUAUCCAAUCUGAUGGAAUGAGAUUAUCAAAGAUGCUGGACAGAAAAGGCA